Molecule: messenger RNA, 7384 nt
Organism: Drosophila kikkawai
Lineage: Eukaryota; Metazoa; Arthropoda; Insecta; Diptera; Drosophilidae
Gene: Sptz
Product: zinc finger FYVE-type containing 26 spastizin
Biological process (GO): mitotic cytokinesis; regulation of cytokinesis; double-strand break repair via homologous recombination
Cellular component (GO): lysosomal membrane; midbody; centrosome
Molecular function (GO): phosphatidylinositol-3-phosphate binding; metal ion binding
Source: RefSeq, a predicted model, not a curated record
AUCCCUGGUCGCAGAUAAUAUGUGGGUGUUUCUUAUCGCCCGCCGCUCGCCCGUGGAAGUCUGAAGCCCGAACAGCUGCUCAGCGGAGCGCAGGGGCCGCCUGAACAAAAGCGAAAACAAAAAGCCAGCCCGCAUCGAGAUAUAUAGGCGAAAUCGGCAAUCAACGAACAAUGAACCAGCGACUCUAGAAGAGCAGAGUACAGAAAGUUGGACUCCCGAGACAGAGCAACAGGUGACCCACAAUGGCCGAGUUACAGGAGCUGAAUCAGUGCCAACUACUGGACUUGCUGUCCACGGAUCAGCGGCAGACUUUUGAGGCCUUUAUACAGUGGCUUCAUGGCAAGGCCAAGGGUCCCGUGCAAACCCAUCAGACUGCCCUGCAAGCCAUUCUCCAGACCUCACCCUAUCCCGCCCUGCAGCUGCUGCAACUCCUGCAGGUCCACUCCAAGCUGCACAUUGGACAAAUCAUAGCCGCCGUACUGCAACAGCUUCUAGCCGAGGGCGAUGUCUCAUCGUCGAGCUCCCUUUGUUUGCUGGCCAACUUUCCCGACAACAUUUUGGAGGCGGCCACGCUUCGCCAGAAGCUAAUGACGCGCCUGGCCAGUGAGUCAGCCAGCAAAGAGCAUAUAUUGCUGGCUCUAAUGGCCCGUGGCGAGGGCCAUUUGCUGGAGGAUGUGCUCCACGAAAAGCAGCUAACCAUGCGGAGGCAAUGCAGUAAGGCGACGCCACCCACCCGAGAGUUUGUGCUGUGGCUAGCCCUUGGCCACCAGGAGCACUUUGUGGCCACCAUGUGCCAGCAGUUAAAGGAUUUUGAGUGCUUCCAGGAUCGCACGCUAAGGAAUACCUUGCUUAUCCUGCGCCUAGCCAAUGAGUUUUCUUUGGGUACCCAGACCCUAGAUGAGCUGGGAUGCCUUGACAAGUGUCUGAAGGAGUUUGACCCGAGUGCAGUGCCCGAGGAGCUGCAAGAAGUGCACAAGUUCUUCUACGCCGACUUCCAGCGCCUGUCUACUAUGCUCGAUUUUCUGCAACCGCGGGAGGCGAGCAAAACCCUCAAAGUGGAGGCCCUGCUAAGGGCGCCGGGCGUGCUCACUCUGAUCCAUGACUACGGCAUACGGUGCGAGCACCAGGAGCUGCUCAGCCUGCUGACGGACACUUAUAAAUGGCAGCUUCAGACUCCUUCGCUGAGGUGUCUCCAUCAGCAGGAGACGGAGAUCCUCAGCUACUACACCGCGCUCUGUCAUGUCUAUGAAAUGAUUCUGGAUCAGGGCGAGCAGUCGACCAAGGCCAGGUUGAUGCAGCUUUCCGGACAGAUGAGGCAGCUACACCAGCUGGGCACAUUGUGCUCCCUUCUAGAGGACAUAUUCCUUUUGGUCUUUCUGCGCUGGGAGCAGUUGGAGCAGAACCCUCAGAAGAGGAGAGAAGAUCAACACGAUGACGAGGAAGAGGAUGAUGACGAACAGUAUGUGGAUGAUGAUGUCACGAAACCACAGCGACCAGCCGCCAGUCACAGUCAGCGGACGCGUUAUGGCUUCAUUUGCCGCUCGCCAUCGCUGCAGGCCCUCUUCACCUUCCUCCGAGCUUUUGUCACCAAAAAGCUGCACUCCCAAGAUUACAAGUGUGCCGCCCAGCAUCACCAGAGAUUCCAGCGCCUCGUGGAUGCCAUUAGUGAGGCUUUGUGCAAAUUGGGAGUCCUCAACAAGAUCGAUCAGUCUUUGGUGACUUCGGCACCUUCGCUCGGCUGCCUCCUGGAACCGGAACAGCUGCUGCAGUUGGUGCAACUGCACAGCACGGCCAAGGAGAAGGCCUCCAGCGAUGACGAGAGCCGCGAACGCAGCAACCAUGCCUCCAGCCUGAGCAGGAGGAAGGCCCGUAAGCAACGAAGGGCGGUUAGUUUCAGUGGGGCAGCCGUUUCAAAGACACCCGCAGACGGAGGACUCACCAUGGAGCAGUACCGUGCCCGGGCGCAGUUACUCUCUGGCCAGGGCAGAAAAAACUCCUGUGUUACCUAUCCCGGCGAGCGUUCCAUUAUUCCCAAGAUGCUCAGCACGCCAGAGCAACUGGCUAUCAUGGCGCUGGCUCUUAAGAAUUUCAAUGAUGUCAAGCAGAUCAUCGAGACCUUUCACCUUGAACAGAGCCAGCUUAGUCGGGAGCUUCAGUUCAUGGAGCAGCAGCAGCUGGUCAAGCAAAAGCUGGCCUCUAUUUAUGCCAACUAUCAGGAUUUAGAGGCGCGACACCCAAACUCGGAAGAGACCACCGUGGAACAGAUCAAGGGCGUGGCAGCCAAGGGCUUUGAGCUGUCCAAGAUCAUCAGCGUGGUUGACAACUUUGCCCAGGCUCAACGCCUGCAGCAGAAUCCCGAGCUAAAGGCGCUCAUCCUGCGGCAUCAGUCGGGUUUCCUUCAACAAUUCGAAGAGCGCAACUUAAACGCUUUGAUUAUUUGCGAUCUUAUUGUCAACCUAGGCUUCAACCGGGAGAUUACCAGCAAUCUUCUCUUAGUUAUCCGUCGUCAGCAGCAGCUCAAGGUAACUGGCGACGAGGCCAUCUCCAGCUCCAACUCCACAGAGAUUGGAGCCAUGAAUCUCCUACAAAACCUGUGCGAGUGCAUGCGUCUCUUGGAACGAUCUGGCCAGCAGCCUGCUCUGAAUGAGCUGCUCUCCCGGCACAGCUAUCCUCUUAGGCCUUCGGUUUUGGCCAUGCAGCUUCAGCGGGAGGCUGCUUUUCAAACUGUAUACAACCGGGAGCCUGGAGAGUACUCCCAUGGUCAGGAGCUAAGGGGUAAUGCCGGACACUUUCAGCAGUUUCGAUCGCGUUGGAACUACUAUGCCCGCUUCUGCAGCUAUGUCCAGCAGUUAGCACGCCUCCUGCAGCUCAGAGAUCCCCAUCUGGAGUAUCACAACACGCAGCUCCUCAGAAACGAUCCCUACGAAGUCAUAGGAGAGCUGAUCUAUGAGUGUGGAAUCACCCCGCUAGAGAUUGAGUCGAGUGUUACCGCACUUCACCUGAAUCUCGUCCAUGUGAUUGCCUUGAAUAUAUGUCCCCAGUUGGGUGAAGAAGGCAUGACUCUUACUAGGAAAACACCUCGGGUAGUGUCGCCACAAAAGCAGGAAUCCAUCCACAACUACAUAGCCCAGCACAACCAGCUGCUGGCCCAGAUCCUGCAGGCAGUGCAAAUGGGCAGUCUGCCGGAGAGCCAGGUAGGCUUGGACUUCUCCUGUCUGGGGCAUGUGAUGCUGCUGCCGGAGGUGGAGUGCCUGGCCAGCAUAUACGAAGAUAAUCGAGUGCUGGCCGCCUUGAAUACCUACAAGUUGGACAGUGCUAGCCUGGAGAAGGUAGUGCCUGAUAGGGAGCUGCUGCUGCAGAUCCUGCUGCUGGGCAUGGGUAAUCAAUCAGAAUCUCAAGAGCAACUCAAGACCAGAAUCAACCGCCUGAUUGCUGACCUCAUCAAGCAGGAUCCUCGCCACAUCCAGCUGGUGGUGCACAUGACUGACCUUGGCUUGCGUGCCAGCCUGCUGAAGGAGCACUUUACCCGCAUCUCCAGCAGCCAGCUGGCCAAGGAGCUCAUCGAAAGGACAGUGCAGCAUCACAGGGCCGCCAAGGAGAUCCCGCCUCUGCUGCGCUCCCAGCUGGAGCACACUCUCUCGGACAUAAACAUCUACGCCAAAGUCUCGGCUCUGCUCCAGUUCGAGAGCUGGCCGCAGGCCUAUGACUUUGGCCGCCAUACGCCCAACGUGAUCUUUGAGCAGUUGCUCCAACGGCGUCGCUUUGGCUUGUGCCUCGAGUGGAGCCGCGUGGUCUACCUGGCCGGGUCGGCGGGCCAGCAACGGGUGUGCCUUCUCACCCUGCUAGAUGCUCUCUUGGAACUCAGGGAUGGCGAGGAAGUGGACGAGAACCUGCUGGGCAUUGUGGAGAUGUUUCCACCCAGCUGCCUGGUGAACUUUCUCGACACGCACAAGGACAAGUUGAGGUCGCUGCCGCUGCUGCAGUGGGUAAUUGAUUACCUGGAGGGUCAUGCCCGUGAUCCAAGGCUGUACAGGAACUAUCAGCUCUCGUUGGAGCUGCUCCGGCAAAUGGCAGCUCCGGAGCGAUUGCAGUUUUGGAAGCUACUCCGUCAUCCUCUGCUGAUUGUGGAGCAGCUGGUCAUGAAUGCCCGCUUCGAGCUUCUGGGCAAGCUCCUGGAGGCAGCUCGCAGGAAGUUGCUGAAGGAGAAACCUCUGGGUCCUUGUCCCUACUGCUUCGAGAAGCGCGGUCAUGUCUACGACAUUCAGGCCACUUCAUCGCCUGGAGCAGGCGGAGGAUCUGCGUCUAAAGUGCGCUUCCAACUGGGACAGACCACUUCGGAAGCCUUCAUCCUGCUGAACUUCAACUCCUACCAGCAGGAUCACUUCGUGGGCCAGGAGUGCUUGGAUCUGCUUUUACGGAUUUACGCCAGCAAGGCCUUGGACUACCAUGUGGCCAAUCUGAGGGCCGACUCCGAGCCCAGUUCCCUGGGCACGGAUGUCCAGAACUCGCUGGAUUCCCUUUGCGGCGCCUUCGUAAUGCCCAAGCAGGCUCCCAACCGCCAGCAAUGGACACGGGACGAGGAGGCCACUCACUGCAUGUGCUGUCGCCGGGCUGCCUUUACCAUGCUGAUGCGUCGCCAUCACUGCCGUCGCUGCGGACGGGUGGUGUGCUAUGCCUGCUCCACCCAUCGCAUGCGCAUCCCAGAGCUGUACGACGAACUGGAGGUGAGGAUUUGUAAUGAUUGCGCCAGCAGCUCGGCUCCGAAAGACCAGGGAGAUGGUGUCUCCAGCGACAGAAGCACUGUCUCCGGAUCGGGCUCCUCUACGAAUGGCGGCGAAGUCUGCAAGUGGCGUCUCAGCGGGAUCAUCACCCAUGACAAACUCCUGCGCGAGGAGUUCAGCUACGAGCACGCUCCCAGUGUGGCCCUCAGCUUGUCUAUACUCCGGCAUCACGUAGAGCAGAGGAGCUGCGUGGAGCUGUUGCUCUUUCACUGCCGCAAGCUGGAGAAGCUCAUCAUGCCGAAUCCGGAGGUGGACUAUGGCCUGGUGGCCAAAAUGAUCAACUGCCUGGCCUUUGCCGCAAAGGUUCGCGGUGCUCCUGGCGAGUUUGAAAACAUUCGCGAGCACUCGGAGAUCGUCAUGGCUGUGGUCCAGCAGGGCUGUGAGUCACUGAUACCAGCCGGACCCCUGAACAACCACAAUCUGCGCAAGCUGGCCGAUGCCUUGGUGGAGGCUGAGCACUGGACUUUGGCUUUGGAGGUGCAUCUCAAGUUUGGCUUCGCCACCACUGGGGUGAUGGCUGCCCAUGGCCUGGCCUGCCUGCGAGCUGGUUGCUACGAGGCAGCCCGCGAGAAGUUUGCCCACUGCAUGACGCGGCUCUCCAACGAGCAGAUGAACAGCAGCAUCUACAAGUCCAUUUUUGGAGGCACUACCUCGGCCACCGAGAGCUGCCCCACCCUGCCAAAGAAGCGACCACAAAGGGGUCCUGCUUUGCUUCAGGAAAUUCUCCUGCUGAUUGCCUCAAUGCCACAGGCACAGCCCCAGCCGGAGACCCUGCACCGGGCCUCGCUCAUCCGCAGCUCGAAUUCCUCUCUAGCCUCACUGUUUUCGCGACGCCGCGAACCCUAUGUCCAGCAGCGACCGCUCCAGGAGCCGGCUCUAAAUGUGAUGAACGCUUUGGCCGGCAUCAGGAAUAUAGCCAAGGGAAAUUACGGCGGACAGAUACCACCCAGCGAGGAGGGACGUCGCCAGGAGCGAGGUUUCGAGGAGUCCCUGCACUAUGUCCUCACCUACGGCAGCCACGGCGACAUCCUGACCUUCCUGAUGCGGCGCGAGGAGCUGCGCGCAGCCCUGCGCUAUUGGCAGCUCCAGCAGCUGGACGCGGAUCUCUUCAUUCAGCACAUCUUUCAGCCACAGCUGCAAGGCGGCAGCUUGCCACUUCUAGUAGACGAACUGCAGCAGCUGGAUGAUCCGCAGCUCAGCUCGUGGCGUCUGCCGCUGUUGCAGACCUGCCGCCACCUAGAGCAGCAGCAGCAACUCAACUCCCUCUACCAGCUCCAGCUUCUGCUCAAGGAUCCCAUCAGGGCCAGCAUGACGUGCGUGAAGUUCUACGCUUUGAACUGCGAGAACUUCCAGAAGAUGCAGGCCAAUGCCCAGCACUUGGUCUCGGCACACAUGCACCUACAGGGGGAGCUGGAUCUAGCCGAGUGGGAGCACCUGCAGCGACAGCAACAGCAGCAGCAGGGAAGGCGUGGCAGUGGAGCAAGUGCAGCCAGCGUGAGAGGUGCCUGCUUUGCCAUGCAAAUGGAUGCGAGGGCUUUGAAUGGACACAUCAACACCAUAAGGCGGCAGCUGGAGGUGGCCAAGUUUCUGGCGAAAUGCGAGAGGGAACAGUCGCCGGAUGAGCCGCUAAGAACCAUCCAAACGCUGAAGCAGAUCCGUCUAGAGUCCAAUCGAGGCACCCUGCCCACGCUGUUUGAAGGUCCCGCAGAUCGCAUCCAACUGUCCAUUCUGGUUCUGCUUUGCGGCAAAAACAUAGACGAGGGAUUUGGACUGGCCUACGGUAUAAUCCAGGACUACAAGUUGGCCACCAUCAAGGUGUUUGGUGCCACUGCCAAAUACCUGGCCCGUAAUCAGCGUCUGGCUGAGGUGGAACGCCUCCUAGACUGUAUUGGCAGCAACAAUGGCGGCGGUAUCUCUGCGGAGUCCGAUGAGAUCCUCUCCAUUGCCAUCAAUUCCGCCGUGCACAGCAAUGCCCCCGAGACGAAGCACACGCUGGACCGGCUUAUCAAUCGCAUCGGCAGUGUGGAGCUUCGCAUUUCCUCCUACAUUUACAUCGGACAGCUCAAGUCCGCCUAUCUUUUAGCCAACAAGCACGAGCGCCUGAUGGACAUCCGGAGAAUCCUGCGGCAGGCGGAACUCACCGGCCAGGUGCACAUCAAGAAGCUGUGCGAGAUGAAGCUCCAGCUCAGUGGCACCGCCCACGCCUCUGUGAUAACGUAACCCCUCGGGCAAUACCCACUUACAAUUAGUUUUAAAAAUCAGAGGUAGCCACAGGCUGUGAUAGGGCGAUUAAUAGAUAUCUCUCAAGAAGCCUGUCCAAGCUCAAUCAAAUUGAGAUGAAACUAGGUUGCUUUAUCAAAGCCUUCGAUUGGAACGCCUCCUAUAUACUCUCUGUCUGGGCUAGAAUAGGAAAUCUUUUUUAACUUAGAAUUUAACAAUUAGAUACAAUUUUAAUCUUUCCAAAGGGCCAGCUAGUAUUCCACCCCUCGAGCUCAAAGACUCUCCCCACUAACCAAAUUAUAUUAUAUUGAUUGUAUUUGUAUUAUCUCAAUGUUGCCGAUUUUUAUAUCAAAUUAUACCUGUUAUAUGUUUAUUUACACGAA